AUGGGGUGCACGCUGGCAGAGACAGAGCAGGGGGUCGUGGUGCGGCCACUCUCACCCCAGAUUUUAUCCAAAGGGGAGCUGCAGGUAUCGGACAAGGAACGACAGACACAGCUGGAGCAGAUGUUUAGAGACAUCGCCACCAUUGUGGCUGAGAAAUGUGUGAAUCCUGAAACCAAGCGGCCGUACACCGUGAUCCUUCUAGAAAGAGCCAUGAGGGAUAUUCACUACUCGGUCAAACUGCACAAGAGCACGAAGCAGCAGGCGAGUUCUCUUGCACAGUCAGCUUCUGCGGAGAGGUGGGUGGAGCGUGCUGGCAUGAGGCUGCGAGUUCUUCUUCCAGCCAAGGAGGGGAAGAAACUGGAAGAGAAGCUGAAGCCCCUGAUGAAAGUUAUAGAGGGUGAAGAGUUCCAGGAGCAGCUGGAAAUUGUGUGCCUGAUUGACCCGGGCUGCUUCAGAGAGAUGGAUGAGCUGAUGCGGAGGGAGACAAAAGGGAAAGGAACACUGGAAGUGCUGAGUCUGAAAGACGUGGAGGAAGGCGAUGAAAAGCUUGAAUAA
Opisthocomus hoazin is the source of this 555-nucleotide messenger RNA. Lineage: Eukaryota; Metazoa; Chordata; Aves; Opisthocomiformes; Opisthocomidae. The record is from RefSeq and is a predicted model, not a curated record.